AUGCUUGCCGUAAUCAUUCCGCUUGCGGGUAUCAGAGAAGGUCAACAAUUAUUAUAUCAAUUACAUUUACUUAAUAGAAAAACAUUUUCCCAUAUUGGUGUUUACAUCGGACUAUUUGGAUCCAGUGCAUUAUUAGCAUUUUGUCUUGAAUUCAGUGAAUUUCUAUUAGUUUCAAAUACAUCUUCAUUGACAUUAAGUGUAUCGGGUAUUUUCAAGAAGAAAAAACAUAUGGAUAUCGAUCCUGUUGUAACUGAACGAUUACUUUUACGUAGGUUAGAAUCAGUUGAUGAAUGGUCAAUAGAUGGUGAAACAAAUAUGAGACGUACACAUGCCAACGACUGA
Messenger RNA from Adineta steineri, 342 nucleotides. The record is from the annotation of a GenBank genome assembly. NCBI's taxonomy places the organism in Eukaryota, Metazoa, Rotifera, Eurotatoria, Adinetida, Adinetidae.